GAUUUCCUAUUGGGUUCCUACAAUUAAUAGGGGAAACAGAAGAGCGGUAUAAAUUGGCCUUGCUAGGACAGAAACACAUUUUCACUGGUUGCGUCCUUAGCGGUGCUGAAGUUUGGUGGAACAAAUCAAUAAUGUAGGCAAUUUAAAUUGUAAUACAGUUUAAAUUGGCUAUAUUACUGAAUUAGAUACAAACUGUUCCCGAAUUCGGACAACGUUAAUGAAAACCAGACUCAUCGACGCCAUGAAGACCAAUUUUAUUAUCCUCUUUUGUAUUCAUGGAGCUUUAUCGGUGAGACAUUCCCUGCGCUACUUCUACACAACCUCCUCAGAAAUCCCAGCCUUCCCUGAGUUUGUGGACAUGGGGAUGGUGAAUGAUCAGGUCAUUAGCCACUAUGACAGCAUCACGAAGAGGAAGGUCCCCAAGCAGAGCUGGAUGGAGACGUUUUUUGACCAGCAGUAUUGGGAUAGCACCACAGAGAACCUGAAAAGUGCAGAGAGCAUUUUCAAAACCAACAUUCAGAUAGCACAGAAGCGUUUCAAUCAAACAGGAGGCAUACACAUUAGCCAGGACAUGUAUGGCUGUACAUGGGAUGAUGAGACAGGAUUCACAGAAGGGUUUCACCAUAUUGGAUAUGAUGGACAAGACCUCCUGACAUUUGACGUGAAGACGGCGACAUGGAUUGCCUUAGUCCCGCAGGCUCUCCACUCCAAAAUGAAGUGGGAAAUGGACCUGUCUGGCAUUAAGAGCAAGAAAAGCUACCUCACCCAGGAUUGCAUUGAGUGGCUGAAGAAGUACCUGGACUAUGGGAAGACUACUCUGCAGAGGACAGUCCCUCCCUCAGUGUCUCUGCUCCAGAAGACCCCCUCCUCUCCAGUGACCUGCCACGCUACAGGUUUCUACCCCAGUGGAGUCAUGGUGUUCUGGCAGAAAGAUGGGCAAGAACAGCAUGAAGAUGUGGAGAAUGGAGAGACUCUCCCAAACGAUGAUGGAACCUUCCAGAAAAGCACCCACCUCACAGUGACGCCUGAGGAGUGGAAGAACAACAAGUAUCAGUGUGUGGUUCAGGUCACUGGUAUCAAGGAGGACUUCAUCAAGGUUCUGACUGAGUUUGAGAUCCAGACCAACUGGGGUGACCCAGCCCCCAACUGUAUCCCCAUCAUUGGAGGGGUGGUAGCUCUCCUCCUGGUCGUUGUUGUUGUUGGGGUUGUCAUUUGGAAGAAGAAGAGCAAGAAAGGCUUUGUUCCAGCCAGCUCUUCCGACACUGACUCUGACAACUCUGGGAAAGGUCUCCUGAAGAUUUGAGAAACCUCUGCACUUCUGUAACAUCAGAGAGCUGAAGAGGACCGCAACGGAAAUAACAAACGGAAACUUCAGUCUCACACACACACUGAACACAUGAUCCAUAUAUAAAACAUCUGUAGUCAGAAAUAUUCUUUGGUAAUUUCCUUAGGUUUUACUUUCAUUUCAUUGAUGGUUUGGCUUUUGAAAAGUUGUGCUGUAAUUUUGUGGAAUUAUAUAAUGUAAUAUUACAACUGUGUCAGAUGUAUAUUAGAGCCAAUGGAACACUCGGCCGUACAGGUAAAUGUAGUAUAAGAUACAGUAAUUGUGUGAUGUUAAAGCUUUGCUCACACUAUCGUGUCUAGCUGAUAGUUAUACAAUUUAACAAGGCCUGUCUACGUGUUCCAUUUGUACAUAUUUCACUUGAAGUGGUGGUAUUUUUCUUUCUUUUUGGGCGAGUAGGUUCUGUAGAAUAAGUUGGUGAUGGGUCAAGUUAAACAACAACUUUUUUUGCAAGUGUUUGUGCUUUGUACAUUAUGGAUGCUCUACACAUAAAGCAAUGAUCUACCACAUCUUAUGCAAGUCACAUAUUCUACAAGUGGAGGAGAGAUCGACUUCAUCACAGCUUUUAUUUAUGAGAGGUACUGACGUGUUGAAUGCACCGAGCUGUCUGUCUAAACUACUGGCGCACAGCUCGGACACCAUGCAUACCCCACAAGACUGUCUGUGUGGGUGGACCAUUUCAGUUUGUCCGUGAUGUGUACGCCGAGGAACUUAAAACUUAGAUAAAGUUUAUCUAGAUAAAAAUUGUUUUUUGAACAAGUCAUUAUUCCAAAUGGAGUUUUCUUUGUGUCACAUAACAAACAUAACUUCAUAUCAAAUUUUUGUAACCCUAGAGACUAAUAGAUCCUAUUCAACUUCUAAUCCCAUUUGAAAAUGGCUAAAUAUGUUUUGCAUAUCCAAUCAUCAGAUGAAAUCAGCUGUCUUUUCAAUAGAAAAUAUAAUGUUUUUCAUUCUUCCUGAGUUGGAAUGUCACAGAAUUUCCUGAUCGUUUUGCGAAAUGCAGAGAAACAAAGUGUCAAGAUAGUCUCAGGUUAUAGAAUCCAUCUGAUAAACAGGCUAUGGCCUCUGCUUUGUCCUUACUUCCUGGGGUAUGUGCCAAAUGCCUGUUUUCUGUUGACAGUAACAAAGUCUAUGAACAGGGUCAGAUAUUUAUUUUACCACCCAUUGUUUAUGUUAGGAUUGUGAGUAGGGUAAUCUGAUCCAAGAUUUGUGAUGAGGCAACUUCUUAUUUUUAUUUUCAUUUUCCCCACUAAUGGUUAAGGGUAGGGGAAGCUGAUCCUAUAUCUAUCUGUACCUAGGGGAAACUUUACCACGGAGCGACGAAGACACCCAAAAGUCAUGACUCAUCAGGUGAUUCCUCUCAAACAGUGGUGAGAAGAGUUAAUCUACCUAUAGAUGACACUGUGAUAUUGUUGAUCCUUCACUGUAGACAUAUUGGACUGAUGGUUUGUUGCUUUUAUGAUUCUUAUCAGGGUUUGAUUUGGUUAUUGAUUUAGUUUUCCCGUCAAAAGUACCAGAACACACUGUGGGAGUGGGCAAGAAUUCAGGAACACAUUUUCAUUGGGGAGAGAAAAUGAGUGUCCAAAGAUGACUUGGUUGGACUUGUAGGCUUGUUACUGUAGUUAUGGUCAAAGAGUUUUCAGCUAGUAUCCACUGGCUCUGUUCUAGUUCUUUCAGUAGCCUAUAGUCUUAGUGAAACAAAAACCCUUCUUAAAUGAAAAUGUGUCACUGUAAUAGGCCUACGUCCCACUCGGCAGUAUGGAUAUGAAAAAAGAUCCCCAUGUGUCGGCCAUCUUAUGAUUGAGGAUAGAUAGACACAAGAUAGCUGCAUACUGAGGCUCUUACAUGAAAGGGUGUGGUAUUUACCUCAACACUGUUUGACACCACCUUCCUCUGUGUGUGUGUGUGUGCGCGCGCUGCUCAUGUUUCUCUGUGUGUGUGUGCACAGUACUUUGAUUGCAUUUCUAUGCUGUAUUAUUUUGUUGCUGUGUUUUUCAGUGUGAUGAUAUAAAACAAUUUAAUAUCACAUGGAGCUAGAUCCAACAUGAUUCACCUCCUUCAAUGGGUCACAUCCAGUACGCCAAAUAAAGCUCUGACCUUAACCUGA
This is a messenger RNA of Oncorhynchus mykiss (rainbow trout), 3449 nucleotides long. RefSeq names its product class I histocompatibility antigen, F10 alpha chain. NCBI's taxonomy places the organism in Eukaryota, Metazoa, Chordata, Actinopteri, Salmoniformes, Salmonidae. The record is from RefSeq and is a predicted model, not a curated record. Gene Ontology annotation, cellular component: external side of plasma membrane. Gene Ontology annotation, biological process: immune response.